This is a messenger RNA of Schistosoma spindalis, 4729 nucleotides long. The record is from the annotation of a GenBank genome assembly. NCBI's taxonomy places the organism in Eukaryota, Metazoa, Platyhelminthes, Trematoda, Strigeidida, Schistosomatidae.
CAUCAAUAAGCGCUCUCCCCAGGUUGUUUCGUUUUCGUCGUUACUGGCUCGACGUUUGGCUCCUUAAUGGCGUCGGCUAGUGAUCUUUUAUCAACCUUCAAAAAGGAUUUGGAAAAUCUCAAGGACAAUGAUAAGUACAAAAUAAAUGCUUUGACUAUCUUUGCGCGCGAUCAUAAAGAUGCCGUCGGGGUUGCUCAGAGCAUUGUGGAUCUUACUCUUAAGCAUGUUCAAAUGAUACCGGCAGGAUUGAAGCUACUUGGCUUGUACGUAAUCGACUCAAUAGUUAAAAAUGUAGGUACACCCUACAGAAAGUUGUAUACCGUGGAUAUUGUUGAUGCCUUUGUGCAUUCUUUUCAGUCGAUACGAGAUGAGAAGGGGCGUUUGAAACUGUACAAUUUGAGGACAACAUGGAAAGAUAUAUUUCCAAAUUCUAGGAUGUAUGAAUUGGAUAUUCGAGUGCGUGAGCAUGAUCCAGCUUGGCCUCUUUUAGCCAGCGCUCCUGAAGCGAAAGCUGCGUUUAGAUCUCUACCAAAUGUCCCAAAAAUACAAACUAAAACGGAACCUGUGAUAGUUAGUGUCAAGCAGGAAGCGAAGGAAACUUCUUUGACGACGAAGACCGUUAUCUCGGCCUCACGUGAUCCGCGGCUUAAUCGGAAACGAAAGUCACCCCAAGAAGCUCAUUCAUCUGAAGAGUACCUUAUCGACCGUUCAGGUGAUCAAAAGAUGGAGUCAGUUGCUCGAAAACAAGGUAAACAGGCGGAUGCUAGUGAGUCGUCUAAGAAGGUUAUGUUGUUUGGUGGUGAGGACUGUGAUAUGCGUUCACAAAACACUGUUCCACCUUCUCCCGCUAGAUCAUCAGGUUGGUCAGAUUACAUUGGAAAGCAUAGUGAAGUCUGUUCUCGACGAGAAACGAAAGACAUAGAUAUGCGUUUUGCCCUGUCAGACCCUCCACUUGCCUGUUCUCCAAGUUUCAAUAUUUCUGAGAAGAUAUCGAAAGGGCCAUUAGAUGUGUUAGCUGUUAAUAAACCUGACGCCGUACCACCAAUCCCUCCUGUAUCCAUGUACGACACAUCAGAAGAACGCAUUCCACCGAGUGAAGUACAGUCUGGAAAGAGUUUUAGUAAUUCUAAUCCAGACAUAAAAUUACGCCCUGAAGUUUUGAAAUCUGAAAAUAUUCCACCUCGAUACUCGAAAGUAGAUAAUUUCGUACCAGUGAAGGAACAUCAUCCACCACCUCGCAUUACAGAUUUCCCCAGAGAAAGACCACAGUUAAAUCCAUCCUUCCAGCCACCUGCAAUCCCACCUAUUCGUGGGCCACCGAUUCGUGGUCCUGUAUGGAGUGUUGAAAUCAAUGGAUUUCCAGACAUGGUUAAUAUUGGCGUCGAUCCACGAAUGCUCAGUCUUGUAACUCAUCCCAAGCCACCAAGACGGAUAACUAUUGAUGGUCAACAGUUCACACUGUUAUUAGAUAGAGUUCAACCAUUGAUAGCAAUUGGGGAUCGCAUACAUGCUGUACGAUUCCGGUGUGAGUUUGCUACUAUUGUUAUUGAUGGUCAUUGUUUCAACAUUCCUGGCACAGGUUUUACUCGUGUUUCCAUUGGACCUAGAUUCUAUGUGGCAUACCUAGGUGGUCCGGGUCAUGAACUUGUUAUCGAUGGUCGUCCACACACUGUACCUACAACAUCUCACCUAACUUUUAUAAAUGUCGGUCUUCAUUCAGUCGGUGUAAAAUUUGUUGGAAAUGUGCCAAGGAAUGUUAAUGUCUUACCACCUAUUCCUCCUCGUCUAUUGAAGUGGGCAGGUCAAGGUUUGUUUGGUUCACCUAAAAACCUGUUUAUGGCACCACUCAAUCCAAUCAAGGAACUUGCACGUCUCGCCGAACAUGGAUAUAGUUCAAGAAACCAUGCUUUUGUAAACAGACCUGUAGGCAAUGGAAAGCGACUGUCACCUAUGCGUCCUACAGAUACUCCAAAUAUCAGUAAUCAAAGUAAUGGACAAAAAUUACCAGAGUUUGUCAACCCUGAUACCAGUUGUAAGAGCGAAAAACCUAUACCAAACAAAGAUGAGAGCUCAUCAAAUACAAGUACUCCGCUUAAUAUAGAUGUGCAUGAGUUAUUCAAAAAGUUGGUUAAAGCUGGUAUAGUGCCCAGUACAGAACAUGAGAAGAAACCAGAACCUCCUGAGCUAGGGAGCUACAGCUGGGAGCGUUUUAAGAAUCCAUUCGGUGUUGAGAUUGACGAAUUAUAUAAUGGUCACCAAUGUGGUCAGUGUGGUCUACGUUUCCAAAGUGACCUUUCACCGGAGUUUGCAAAGCACCUUGAUUACCAUUAUAUGAAGAAUUCGAGUUAUGGACAAGAGCGACGCAGCCGUAAUUUCUAUCAACCAUUACAGUAUUGGCUAAUUAGUGAAAUGACACGAGAGGGCGCCCCUCAGUUCGAGCCUGGUAGUCCGAUCCACGAUUUACAAGAGUACAAAUGCACAGCAUUCGCGGAUCCGUCGAAAAAUGUGUGUGCUGUGUGUUACGAAAGUUUUGAAGUAGUUUGGGAUCAUGAAGAAGAAGAAUGGAUGCUACAAGAUGCUAUUCGAGUUGAUGACAAGGUAUAUCAUCCUAUUUGUCAAGAAGAUGCAGGAAAAGAAUUCUCAAUUAAAGAUGUAAGUUGAAUUUAUCGCAGGUCGAUUUUUCUCGUAUUAACUUGUAUAAAAUUGUUCUUUGUUAUUACCCUUAUAAUACAUUUAAAUGCGUAUCUGACAAAGGUGAUUGUACACUCAAUUUUAAAUGAAUGGUAAAUUUAAAUUAAAUUACUAUGAAUUCUGGAACGCCUGAUUUUUAAUGUCUGAUAAACCCUAGUUAAUAAUAUUUCAUUUUCAUAUAUUGACCACUGAAUUCCCUAACUGGUGCUUCAAUUUUUAAAGUCCUGUAGUGAACAAACAGUAUAGCAAGUUUGGAGUAUACAUUCAUUUAGUAACAGAUCCCCGGCCUCAUCUGAUACCGUGACUUGGUAGUCGGAUUGGAAUAUCUUAAAGAUAUAAUCGAGCUAUAUUGGCUGAAACUUGUUAUUUGGGUGCUAAUACGUAGAAUAUAGUUAGAGAGCAGUAAGAUUAAAGGUGCCAAACUCAAAGUCCAAGAGCAAAGUUGUUCUGAGAACUGUACUUAAAUGUGAUGGUAGUAAAGUAUUUCUUUAAAAAAACUAACCUCUCCAGCGAUACUACAUCCUCACAAUGAAAGAAAGGGAUCAGAGAAGGUUGAGUCUAAAAGUACCGCAUAACACCUUGCCCCGCGGGUCCCUAUCACUGACGGUAAGUUUUAAAAGGUACAAAGCUGAUACAUCUGGGUCAAUUCACGUAAAAGCUAUGUGUGGUCAGAACCAAGUAGUUAUGUCUUUAACUCUGCGGUCGCACUCCUAGGCUAAAACCACCCCUUAUUAUUUAUUUAUUUAUUUAUUUUAACACAUAGAUAUUGGUACAAGGAGGCACCAAAUACAUAUGCGCCACAUGAAUCUCAAUUGAUUUGUGUGAGGGCUGUGAUACUGCUCGGGUGCCCAAACCGAAACAGGUGGUUUUCUUAGGGGGCCACACCCCGAGCCUUCGACCUGAAUGUCUGACCCACAAGGCAGUGGGGCAUCGUGAGGAGAUGCAGUCUCAUGGUAGCCGGUGACCAACGAUUGGUUCAUACGCCAUUUGUUCCUUCAGGAUACUGGAGUUAGCCCAUGUGCACCAUUGAUUUGGGGUCCGGUUAAAGCGCCGGACAUUCGCUUUUCGUCCUCUCAUUUUCGUAAACAACUACCCCGCCACGAGAAGGCAGUGAGUAGGACUUCACUGGCAGAGGCUAUAUACGCGUGGCCAUGUGAGAGCAUUUCGAGAGGGAGAGCGGACUCUCCCCACUCUCGGCGGUACCGAGUUUCCACUUCUGAUCCUUCAUGAAGAAGUAUCCUUCAGGAGUGUGUGUAACGAGAAAGUGACAACCACCCUCAUAUCUCUAACAGCACUUGACUAAUAACAGAUUCCUCGACCAUCUUGAGUUCUAAAUAUUUGUAACAAAAUGGGAUGACUAACUUGAUGUCUUCCCCCAAAAUAUUGUACACUCAAGUGUUCUUAAGCUCAUGGAUCAAUGUUACUUUUGCUAUUUGGUUGUACAUCAGAUAUUUUGUUCAUUACUAUUUGCUUUACACAAUUAAUAUUUGAAUUUAUUCUAGGAAAAGAAAUUUCCUUCACCUGAUCCUACUGAAAAUAAUACAGAAUCAACUUCCUCACCUGAAGGUGUUAAAGAAGAUGCCGGGGAUGAAAAUGCAUUUACUUGUGAUGAUUUUUCAACGAAUACAGUUAUUCCUGGUCUUUCACCUUCUACCUCUCCACAACAAUGUGAAUCAGAGAUGUCACCGUCAAAUACGGAACCUGAAUGUGAAUUUAAUACUUCGGCGAAAACUGAGUCAAUUUUGUCCAACUCAACAAUUAGUGCAGAUCCUUUGGCUGCUUUAAAAGCUGUCUUAAAAGGUGAUAUAUCUUCACUUAGCGCUCAAUCUCAUUAACAUCUGAAUCAAUUCACUUAUUAUUAUUAAUAUACCUUUGUACAUAUACUACUACAGAUUUCUAUUCAUAUGAAAUUGUGUAUGAAUUCAUUUUUUGUAGAGCUUGUAAAUAUUUCAUACAAAUAAAUGGUACCAUUUUACAAUGUCAUAUGUUAUUAAAAAUGCUCAUUGGCUAAUUAAAUAUAAUACGGUUAUCAUAUAUG